Molecule: messenger RNA, 2423 nt
Organism: Betta splendens (Siamese fighting fish)
Lineage: Eukaryota; Metazoa; Chordata; Actinopteri; Anabantiformes; Osphronemidae
Exons: 10
Coding region: 138-2015 (625 amino acids)
Source: RefSeq, a predicted model, not a curated record
GCUAGAUGCCGCUUUGCCUCAGCUUUCAAACACCUUGUUAAGAGGACGAGUGACGUGCGCUGAGGAAAAACAGCUGUUUUUUUUACGUUGCCAGUAGCUUUCGUGUAAUCGACGGUGGAUCCUUGAUUCUUUCAAAGAUGGUCCGACCACUUUUUGGACCACCACGUGAAAGGUCCAGACCAUAUGGAGAUGCCCCCUCACGAAGUGAUGGAUCUUACAUCCCUGGUUCCAAAAGUCGAAGAGAUGCCCAGGGUUACCCAGAAAAGGCUCCUAUUAAUUGGAGAGAUUCCAGAGGCAGGGGACGACCCCCAGUUGUCAGAAGGGUUCCACUUAUGGGAGAACAAAGGGAGCAACGUUUCAGUAGCUGGAGGACUCCAAAUCAGGAUUCCUUUCAGUCGUACCCCCCUAAAAUGGAACCACAUCAUAGUCAGAGGAGAACGUCUCAGUCUAGACCAGAGUCCUCCCUCCACAUUCAGCAUCAUUCACCAUCUACUCGUUUUCAUGCGCAAGGAUUCCAGAGUCAGAGAGGCUUGAACUUCCAUGGACACCCCUCAGGUCAAAGGUCACCCCUCCCAAGACAUCUUCCUAAUCACAUACCUGACAGAAGACUGGGGUCGGCACCACCUUAUCAGGGGUCCUUUAGAGGCCCAAGAAGGCAGUCAGGCUUUUCUCAUCAGGACCAGCGGAAUCGAGACGUGCGUGGGAAUUACAGUCCAAGAGAAAAGCCCUAUGACCAUGCAGGUCCUGGAAUGAAGCGCUGGAAUGAGACCGGAGCAUUCUCUCAUUCACACAAUGGAGAACAUGGCCCCUCUGGGUCACAGAGGAACCCCAGAGAGAUGCAUGGGAGAGGCUCAUGUCCAGAGAGGUGGGCAUCUAAUCAAGAAUCCAGGCGGCAACGUGGUCCAGUGGAAAGACAGAACAGCAGAUCCCAAAGUAGAGAGAGGGCACAAGAUGUCCCUCACGCACCCCCUUUAAGAUCUCCCUCGUGGAAAGAAGGUCCAUCAUCAUCAUCAUCUUACCGCGGAAGCCCUCAGGAGAGGCCAGUGGCAGGACUCCGCAAGAGGAGGAUGUCUGAUACCAGCAUCGCCUCCUCUGAUUCCACACCAGAACAUGACAACCCAAAACAUGCCAGGAAAGAGAGGCCUCAGCUGCUCAGCAACCCCAGAUCAUCUGGUGGCAAACCUUUGUCGCUGAGGGAUAAAAGUCACCUGCUUAAGACCAGACAAAUCAGAGCAGAGUCUCUUAUGAGGCUCAAAAUAAUUCCACCUGUGAAACCCAGGCCUCACUUGGGCGACGCAGCCUCACAGGGAAAUGAGAGUUCUGUUCUUGCUAUCAGGAAGAAGCGUUUCCAGUCAGAUGCAGUUCCCCUGAAAACACUGGAAACUAGGAGAACAAGACCACAAGAGUCGCCCCUCAGAGAUGAAGGCAGUGUCAGCAAAUCUUCAAGAACCUCUGAUACAGGCAAAGAGCAGGUGGAGUCUCGUCGGUCCUUGAACACACACAGAUCUUCUCCCAUAGAGAAACGUGACCUUGUUGUUUUGUCCCACUGGGAGCCAAGCUCCUCCACCAAGGAUGGCUCUCCUUCAAAUGAUCGCAGCCCAAAGUCAAAAACUGAUCGUCAUUCAGAUACAGAUGACUCACCAGCCAGUCGACACUCGAAGACGAGUGAUUCCAGAUCAUCGCCUGAAGACCGAAAAAGAGGAUAUUUCGAUAAGAGAAAUUUUAGGCCAUAUAAUAUAAUGGAGGACAGUCACAGAUUUGGGCGGCCCUUCAGGAGACCAGGACCAGGUCUCAUUCAGAGACAAAGGUUCCAAGGAUAUGGUCCAAGGAGGAUUAUCCCUGAACUGUCUGGAAACUUCAGAAGACCACUAAUGGAGAGCUUAGUGCCGCGUCCAGUCCCAAGUCAGAGGCCAGUGUUCAGAAAAAGUCAAAGCAUCAUGUCCAAAUACCGGAACCUGAGAGUGAUGCGUCAUCGUGCACCUCCCAGCCGAGGUCCCAACCAACAGCGCUGGUAGGCUUUGGUCCCACAUUUGGCCGAGCUGACACUGGAAACAUGAGCAUCUUUGUUUUGUUGGUUAGAUGCCACAAACAUGUUUUACACCCAACCUGCCUGUAUAUUUAUGUAUCCAUGCUUUGUUCUGGUACACAUGGAUAUUUGGAGUACUGCAGUACUUUGUUUUAAAUUUUGUAACAUAUCCUAUCCAGUGUAUGACUUUGGAGUUGCUGCUAGUGUUUGUUUUACUUAAAUAGUUUAGUUUUUUGUUUGCUAACCAGAAACAUUUGCAGGCUGAGUGAAAGUGUAGAGAUGUUUCGCAUGUUGUUUUGUACAGAUUUAUGCUGUUUUGGAAGACAUGGCGACUGACACUACUGCUUGUAAAAAAAGAAAAGGAAUUCUGUUUGAAAGUUGAAAUAAAUUGGACUUA